Molecule: messenger RNA, 715 nt
Organism: Tupaia belangeri chinensis (Chinese tree shrew)
Lineage: Eukaryota; Metazoa; Chordata; Mammalia; Scandentia; Tupaiidae
Gene: RAB5IF
Product: RAB5 interacting factor
Exons: 4
Biological process (GO): mitochondrial respirasome assembly
Source: RefSeq, a predicted model, not a curated record
CGGCGGAAGGAGGAGCCGCCUCAGCCGCAGUUGGCCAACGGGGCCCUCAAAGUCUCUGUCUGGAGCAAGGUGCUGCGGAGCGACGCUUCCUGGGAGGACAAGGAUGAAUUUUUAGAUGUGAUCUACUGGUUCCGACAGAUCAUCGCUGUGGUCUUGGGUGUCAUUUGGGGAGUUUUACCAUUGCGAGGUUUCUUGGGAAUAGCAGGGUUCUGUCUGAUCAAUGCAGGAGUUUUGUACCUCUACUUCAGCAACUAUCUACAGAUCGAUGAGGAGGAAUAUGGUGGCACAUGGGAGCUCACGAAAGAAGGGUUUAUGACAUCCUUUGCCUUGUUCAUGGUCAUCUGGAUCAUCUUCUACACUGCCAUCCACUAUGACUGAUGCUGUACUGCUCCCACCUGCUCCCUACCUAGUCCAAAGGAUCCUCUUAAUUACAGCAAAGAAGUAUGAUUAUUGGGGCGCCCCAGACACAUGGAGCCUGGAAGACCCGUGUUUCCUGGACUGAGAAUCAGUGUGUUGGGCGUCUGUGUUUUCUGCAAGGGUUGUGACCUGAAACUUUUUAAAGAACCAGCCACCUUUGGGGGAAGCAUUUCUGAGUCUGUCACCAUUUCUUCUCGGACACCAUCACGUAACAGCUGUCUGCCAAGUGGAGCUGUCGUUUAAUUUGAUGCACCUCUGGAUCCGGAUGAAACAUUAAAAUGUCUUCCUCGGUUCUCCA